AUGUGUUGCAACUACGGCAACUCCUGUGGCUAUGGCUGUGGCUAUGGCUAUGGCUGUGGCUAUGGGCCCUAUUACAGCUAUAGUUAUGGACCUGGCUAUGGCUGUGGAUAUGGCUGUGGAUACGGCUCCUGCUGUGGCUAUGGCACCAGAUAUGGCUGUGGCUGUGGCUAUGGCUCUGGUUGCUGUGGCUACCGGCCAUUUUGGUAUAGAAGAUGUUAUUCUUCUUGCUGCUAG
Molecule: messenger RNA, 234 nt
Organism: Prionailurus viverrinus (fishing cat)
Lineage: Eukaryota; Metazoa; Chordata; Mammalia; Carnivora; Felidae
Product: keratin-associated protein 21-1-like
Exons: 1
Coding region: 1-234 (77 amino acids)
Source: RefSeq, a predicted model, not a curated record